UUUUGCAUGACCGCCGUAAUUAUCGUACCGAAAAUUAUAUUCGGUUAUCGUGAUGAUAUCGGACUGAUUCUUCGUGGUUUAUCGGAGUUGUUUUUCCAGAUAAAUAUAGCGUCGAAGAUGGUGCUCUUUGUUUGGAGAAUUGAAAAAUUCGAACAGAUGCUCGUCGUUCUGCGCAAAUGGUUUAAGAAAACAUUAUCGUCCGACAUCGAUUCCGAAGAGAGCAAGGCUUUUAUCCAAUGCAAUCGAACAAAUGAUCGUAUUUCAAAAAAAUACUUCAUACGUCUUUUUACCAUUGCCAGUCUUUUUAGUGUAACUCCUUAUAUGUUUUCGACAUUCGUUUAUAUGACUUUUGACCGAGAAAAUAGCACGGAGCCUAUUGAGUUUCUUACUCAGAUGGAACAGGAGUUUUACGGUCUCAGUAUCCGUACGAAUUUUCUGCACUACUCAAUAUUUUCGCUAUGUUCCACACUGGUGUAUUAUUCUGGUGCCUACACAAUUUUCGCUGAAGCAAGUUCGUACUACUGUUCCAACAAGUGUUGCUCGCAAAUGUUUUCGGUUAUUUCUUUGAGGAUUGCAAAGCUGGCUUCGGUCAAAAAGUCGGAGCAAAAAGAUGAACUGAACGACAUUGUGGCGAUGCACGUGGACGCAUUGAAAUGUGUGAAACUGUUGGACGAGAACUCCAUGUUUGCUUCUCUUAUGCAAGUUUCGAACUGUUUGCUGAUUUGGAGCUCAAUGGGAAUUUAUUUAACCUACAACUUCGGCUAUGGCGCUUUGAAUCUACUGAUGCUAUUUAGCAUUGUAACAGUUGAAACAUAUGUACGCUGUCUUCUGGGAGAAGAACUAUCUCAAAAGAGCUUUGACGUUCAACAGGCGGUCUAUGAUUUCCCUUGGUAUGAAGCGCCCGUAUCGAUCAGGAAGAGUUUGCUCCGGAUGAUGCAAAGAGCUCAGACUCAAGUUGGGGUCACAGUGGGCGGCUACUGCUUUCUGGAUAUCGAGCUCUUCGGAUCUGUGACACAGAAAUCCUACUCAACUUACGUUGUUAUGAAAAACUGUUUGUAAUGUGAUUGAA
Armigeres subalbatus is the source of this 1069-nucleotide messenger RNA. Its product is annotated as odorant receptor 4-like. The transcript has 5 exons. Gene Ontology annotation, biological process: sensory perception of smell; detection of chemical stimulus involved in sensory perception of smell. Bases 7 to 1059 code for a protein of 350 amino acids. The record is from RefSeq and is a predicted model, not a curated record. Gene Ontology annotation, molecular function: odorant binding; olfactory receptor activity. NCBI's taxonomy places the organism in Eukaryota, Metazoa, Arthropoda, Insecta, Diptera, Culicidae. Gene Ontology annotation, cellular component: plasma membrane.